CGUAAGAUGGUACACCCGGCGACACCUGCUGCCCAGAGACUUACAGGUCGCAGCCGAGAAAACACAGUAUCGCGGUUCGCAGUGUCCUCGGACAUUUCCCCUCAGUGAUUCGCAGUGAAAGUUUGCAGAGCUCUCUUGUCGUAGUGCGGGUUCAGACUGGCACAGCAGAGUUUUUGACGGUAUCUCUGUCUUGUUUUUUCGCUCCACGUGAGCUUUGAAGAUUUGAAACACACGGCUCUUCACUUGGACCAAGUAACUCCCAGCAACAAAUAAGCGCGCCAUGAGUGAGGAGGAGAAUAUGGGGUAUCGCGUGGAACUCUUCAUCUAUGACCUCAGUCGCGGCAUUGCCAAGACCAUGUCGCCGACGCUGCUAGGCAAGCAGAUCGAAGGCAUAUGGCACACGGGAGUCGUGGCCUACGGAAGGGAGUACUUCUACGGCUCCAGCGGCAUCGCGUCGUGCAGGCCGGGAGGAACAAUCCUAGGAGAUCCCGACCGAAUUGAGGAUUUGGGAGAGUCGCAAGUCCCUUACCAGCUCUUCCUCGAAUAUAUCUUUGGCCUUGGAGAAGCUACAUACAGGCCUGGUGCAUAUGAUUUGUUCAAACACAACUGCAACAACUUCAGUGACGAAGUGUCCCAGUUUUUGUGUGGCCACGGUAUCCCCAAGCACAUUCUGCAGCUUCCAGAUGAAGUGUUGAAUACUUCACUUGGAGAAACACUGAAGACUGCCUUGAAGGACUUGGAGAUCAAGUCCACAGACUCAAGAAAAGUUAACUUUGCAAAUUUCAACAACAAUUUGCAUAGCUACAUCCCAUCUGAGGUGACAUCACAUAGACACGACGACUCACCUGAAUUGGAGGAGUUGAAUAAUGCUAUAGAUCAGAUCAGACAAAACGGAAUCAUACUAGAAGAUCGCCGCAAUUCCAUAAAUGAAAAGAUAAUCAAAAAGGAAAAGAAGAAGAAAGACAAGAAAGAAAAGAAGGAAAAGAAGGAGAAAAAGGAGAAGAAGAAGAAGUCCAAGUCAAGUGGAGACACCUCAGAAGAAGGCAAGAAGAAGAAAAAGAAGCAUGUCACUCAUGUUGAGUCAAUAGAGGAGCAACAGAAUUCCCCUUGCUGCUCAGGCCUACAGUCUGCUUCUCACUCCCGACACAACUCAGAAGGAGAUAAUCCACAAGAGAUCUUGCCAGACCCUCUACAGGAGGUAACUGAGUCUCUGGAAGGGCUCGACACAGGCAGAACUUCGGUUGAAAAUUCAAGCAGUGGGGAGAUUGUAUCGACAGAGCCAGAGCCUUUUGAGCGUCUUCCAUCUCCCAGCAGCAGAGGUGCCACACCCCAGCCUGAAAGCAGACUUGUAAACACAGAGACUGUUACUGAAGAAGGUGAAGCAGCUGCUGUAGAAGGCACAAUGGCAGACUCUGCUCAAGAGGUACAGCCUGAGGAAGUCGCACCUGCUCAGGCCCCAGCCAGAGAGUCACCUCCCCAACAACCUGAACCUGAAGUAGAGCGUGAACCUCCUAUUGUCUUCAAGGAUGAACUGGAUGCACCAGCUGAAUUUGAGGGGUUAGCAGCCAGUGUUGGAAAUAUUCUCAAUCCUGAAGAGAAAGAACAUCUGAAUGAACUUCGUGCUUAUGUGGUAGAAGAUGAAGGAUCCUGGGCCCUUGGUGAAAACUUCAGUAUUUUGUUUAACCGAGUACUUCAUGAUCCAAAUGUGCCAGAUGAUGCACGUCUUCACCUUGUUCGACUUAUGGCUGCUGCUGCCCUUAAAGAUGAUGUUAUUUUGCUGCUUCACCAGGACCGCAAAGACCACACAAUCAUGAAUUAUGCUAACAAGGUUGAAAGUCUGCCACCCAUUCACCAAGAAUCUUUAGCUCUCUUCUUCUGCAACAUGUUUGAGCAUCUGAGUCCAUCGGAGUGGUUGCUAUAUAUCAGUGAGUGGCAAGAUGGAGGUCAGCAGACCAGCAACAUCCGAGUUACUACAAAAGUUGCUGUUAAUGCUCUUCUACAUCAGAAUCAAAGGGUUCAAGAAUAUGGCACAGCACUCAUGUACAACCUAGGUACGAAAGAGGUAAAAACUGUAGUCUUUGAUGAUGUUGCUCCUGAGCUGGCUAUGGCAAUCCUUCAGUACCUCAAUAGCCAUCCCCCUGAGGAGCUUUUAUGGAGAACAAUGACAGCUCUUUGCAGAUUCUGUUACUCCUCCACUGAAGUGCCAGCUCUGAUCAAAAUGAUUGGUCCCCCUCCUUCAGCUUUCAAGGGUGUCAGUGAACGAAUUGAUAACAUUAUUGAAGAAGUUGACGCCAAACUUAGCCGUGUCAGAGAUUUCUAAAAUUGUUUCAUUAAUAUUAAUAUAUUUUGUAUUUUGAAAUAUAAUACUGUUGUUGUAUACAGUGCAUGAACUUGUAAAUAAUUACGUAGAUGCUUUGUUAUUUUUGUGAUGAAUUAUCUCUCCAUCUGUUUAAGUCAAGUCCUUUAAAAUAAUGAAUGAGCUCUUUUGUAUGUGUAAAAAGUGUUUCAUGUAUUGAACAUAAACAAAAUUGUGUAACAAGCAUAUUAACACAAUAUUCCCAGUUCUGGGACAAGCUUUGAUACUUACUAAAUAAUUUAAUUUUUUUUUCAAGAAUUGUAAGUUAUGUAUCAUUCAACUAUCAUGUAUUAUAACUAAAGUGAUUUCAUAGAUCCCUCCAACUAUGUUUGUUUCUCACUACCAUAAUUUGCCAUUUUUCGUAACAUACACUUGAAGUCUUUGAUGUGAAAUGACCCAUUUUAUAGCAAUAUACUGUGUCUGGAGUUUCUUUUUAAAAUAUAAGCUCUUUUAUACUUUUCUUCUCUCAGAGGAAACUUUUUUGUGUGGAUGUGUGUGUAACAGAAUAAACUCAAGUGUGCAAGGUAUACCAUGUUUUCUGCAGUUUGCAUUGCCUAAGGAAGUAUGACAUGGAUUGGGCUUAUUCAGUUUGUAUACUUUCCUUUAACAUAUGUAUCUAUCUGUUGUUUUCAUUUAGCAUUUUCUACAGCAGAAAAAUUGGUGGAUGUAUUUGUUUGCUUAGUGAAUGAGUGAAUGAUGUACUGUUUAUAUAUUUGGGUUUGUAUUCUGUUAUAGCUAGGCAGUAACAUUUUGUAUACUUUCUGUAUGAAUAGAUAAUACACAUAUUAAGUUGUA
Messenger RNA from Penaeus monodon (black tiger shrimp), 3151 nucleotides. RefSeq lists its product as uncharacterized. Gene Ontology annotation, molecular function: peptidase activity. NCBI's taxonomy places the organism in Eukaryota, Metazoa, Arthropoda, Malacostraca, Decapoda, Penaeidae. Gene Ontology annotation, biological process: protein modification by small protein removal. The coding region runs from base 281 to 2320 and encodes 679 amino acids. The record is from RefSeq and is a predicted model, not a curated record. The transcript is spliced from 11 exons.